UUUCUCUUUUUGAAAUAAAUCACGACGAGUGAACAGAGAUUUAGUUUAAUUCACGAGAGUUCUAAAAUGAAUGUUACUUUAGUGAUUUUAAUUGUGAUGUUUAGCAAUUGAAGAAUAGAUGAGUAAUUCACGACGAAUGAAUAGAGAUUUGGAUUAAUUUAUGAGAGUUUUAAAAUGAAUGUUAUUUUGGUGAUUUUCAUUUUGGCGUUCAGCAUUUUUUCGGUUGUUGACAUGAAAGGGGUCAAAUGCAAGGUUAAAUUUGGAGUAAAGGCCAUCAGCCUCACUUGCAAAGGAGAACGAGACUGCAAUGUUAGCAGUAUAUUAGUACAUCGUCAUAAAUCAAAACCAGUUGGUAAAGUGCUUGUCAAGUGCCUAGUGUUUAAAAAAUGCAGAAAUUGCGAAAAAGUCAAAAGUUGCACACUGCCAAGAUUACUUAAUCAUGGAAUUUUUAACCUCAGUGCGUUAUCUGAAUUAAAUAUUCGAUGCCACCUUCAAAGUAUAGAAGACGACGCCUUCGACCAUACCAGAUUACUGACUAAACUGCUUCUUUCUAACACAGAUUUUCAUAGAAUCCCAAGUGCUAUUUGUAGAAUCAAGAAAUUAAAAACGCUUGAAAUUGCGGACAGUAAAUUAACUGAGAUUGCAACUGAACUUCAAUAUAUGCCUGAACUUGUAAACCUCUCAUUGACUAAGAACAGAAUAAGUUCUAUAUUAGGCAGUGCUUUUAUGGGUGAUCUAAAACUCCAAUCAAUUGUUCUAACGAAUAAUAAGUUGAGGAGCUUAGAUAAUAAAACAUUUGAUCCGUGCCUUAGUUUACGAUUGGUUAAAUUGGACCAGAAUGAUCUCGUAACAGUUGAUGGCUUAUUUCAAAAUCCUAGUUUGAUGGUAAUUUUCUUAAUAUUUCUAAUUUUAUCUCUUACGUUCUAUCUUUAA
Messenger RNA from Parasteatoda tepidariorum (common house spider), 933 nucleotides. Its product is annotated as phospholipase A2 inhibitor beta-like. Lineage: Eukaryota; Metazoa; Arthropoda; Arachnida; Araneae; Theridiidae. The record is from RefSeq and is a predicted model, not a curated record.